UCCAACAGGACGUUCAAAUAGUCUAGUUAAAGAUUUAAUUGAAAAUAUGACGAAAAAAAUUCUUAUAUUUACUUCUUUUAUUUUUAUAUCUUCGGCAUGUCUAAUUACAAAUUGUCCUCGUGGCGGGAAGAGGGGAGAUAUUGAAGUUCCGGAAAGUCCUAUUAGAGAAUGCCUUCCCUGUGGACCCAGUCAACUGGGUCAGUGUUUUGGACCUAAUAUUUGUUGUGGCCCUACCUUUGGUUGUCACAUUGGUACGUCACAAACACAAAAAUGCAGAAAAGAACAGUUUGAUUCGAGUCCUUGCAUGGCGGGCUUUGCGAUGUGCAAUGGAAAUAAAGGAAGAUGUGGUGCAGGUGGAAUUUGUUGUUCCCAAGAUUCGUGUUUCAUAGACCCGAGCUGUCGAUUUUCUACUGUUGAUUCGUCAUUCCGUCGAAGCAUUGAUUCUGAUUUGAAAGCAAUUGCUAGUGAAAUUGAAAUCCUCAAAGAAGAAGCAAAGUAAUAAUCAUAUUUUACUUUGUGUCCUAUAAAUUGGAAUUAUUUAAAAUAAUGUUAUGAAAGAAAGUAACUUAAUAAAGAUGUAUCAUAUAUGAAA
This is a messenger RNA of Polistes canadensis, 592 nucleotides long. Its product is annotated as neurophysin 1-like. Lineage: Eukaryota; Metazoa; Arthropoda; Insecta; Hymenoptera; Vespidae. The record is from RefSeq and is a predicted model, not a curated record. Gene Ontology annotation, cellular component: secretory granule; extracellular region. Gene Ontology annotation, molecular function: neurohypophyseal hormone activity. The transcript has 3 exons. Bases 47 to 499 code for a protein of 150 amino acids.